AUGUUGCGUCACCAGGAGAGGCUCGCCGAGUGGAACACCAAGCCUGCUUUCGGCAAGCGCGUGAUGGUGGAGUUCGAAGAUGGUAUCUACUACCCGGGCACCAUCAGCACGGAUGGGGACAGCGCGAAGGACAUCUACCACGCCAAGGGGAGGUGGGGCGUGCUUUUCGACGACUGCACUAAGGAUCGCUUCCACGACGGCGCUACAGACGUCAUGGUGUCUAACCAGCCCAGCCCGAGGUCGAUCUCCGCAGAGCUUCGCGACUACUACCUCAAGCAAGCGAACGGCCGAGAGCUCAUGGAAGGAGUGGAGGUUGUCCCAGGAGCGGCGGAGGAUAACGGGCAGAGCCCGGCCGACACCGCUGGCUCAAAAAAGAAAAAGCACGGUAAAUCGUCGCAGAAUAGCAAGUCCCUGACGGAGCCUCGGAACAAUCCGCGUGAAGCCGGGGAUGUCACUCUCGAGGGCGCGGCACAGCGAAUUGACAACUCCGGCGAGGCGACGGCAGGGACGUCGGGGGGGAGGGGCACAGGCGGUGCGGCGGUGGCAGCGGCGCCGAAGAAGAAGAAGAAGAAGAAGAAAAAGAAGCGCAAGCGCAAGCAAGAGGCUGUCGUCACUGGGGCCGAGGGAGCCGCAGAGGAGGGGGGGCGUAGCGCGGGGGAGAGGGUUAGCAGCGAGUGGGCGCCCGACGGUGUUGAUGAUGGCCGCAGCGGCGCCGGUCCAUAUCGCAUUGAAAAGAGCGACAAGCGCUGCAAGAGGAAGAAAAAGAGUACCGGAAGCGGCGGCGACGGGAAGGGCGGGGUGGGCGGGGUGGAUGGGAGCGGAGGCGGCGGCAGCGGCGGGGACGGCGACCUGCCCGGAGCAAGGGCCGACCCUAGCGCGUGGGAGAGCACCAGCAGGGGCGCGGCCCACGAAGAGUUUCACCACACCCAUGUGACGGAGGUGGAGGAGAAACAAGAAGAAGAGGGAAGGGGCGCGGGGGAGUGGCCGGAAGCUCGGGGUGGCGGCUCGAAGCGCAUGAAGGCAGGGCGCGAGCAACGGCAGCCCUCAAGCGGCGUCUUUGGUUCUAGUUGGAGAGCCAAGAGUAAAGCAGUCGAGGGCGCCGACGCGACGUCCAACCACGGCCCGGGUGCCAUCGUCCCUUUUGCCCCAGAUGACUCGGACCCUAGCGCGACGGUGGUGGCUGAAAGCGGUGGCGGCGGCGGAGGCAGAGGCGGGGGCGUGUGCGAUGAAGACGACGGGGUCGAAGCGGUGUGGUCCCCGCCGUCGUCCAACUCCAGGCAGCGGCGGCGGCGGCAGGGACAGCAGCAACCCCAACAGCAGCGGCUCCCCCCGGCGGCACGCCGCAAGCACAAGCGGUUGGUCAUCGAAGAGGAGGAGGAGGUGGAGGAGGAGGAGGAGACCGGCGACGGGACCGCCGUGUGCCACGAAGCCACCGCCGCCGUACCGCUCCGCGAAGCGGCCUCGCUACUUCCGGAGACUUCGUCGGCGGGCGCGAUGACGAGAAGGCGACCGCUACAACGGCGACCGUGGUGCCGGUGCUACCGGCAUCGUCGGCCUCUACCGCCGAGCUCACCACCGUGCACGUCCUUGCCUCCGGGCUCGGGGUGUGAUCGGGCGGCGCCGUCAGGCUCUCGCCGUGGUGGCCGCUUUGCCCAACCCGCCCUCUUCUGUGGCUAUAAUCGAAACGUUAUGGGUGUAACAAGAUAG
Messenger RNA from Ectocarpus siliculosus, 1707 nucleotides. The record is from the annotation of a GenBank genome assembly. Lineage: Eukaryota; Phaeophyceae; Ectocarpales; Ectocarpaceae.